UUCUGGGUCACGUGGGCGGAGGGGCGGGCGGAGGAAGCUCGCCGCCCGCCCGGAGCCAAGAUGGCAGUGUGCAUUGCGGUGAUCGCCAAGGAGAACUACCCGCUGUACAUCAAGAGCGUCCCCACCGAGAACGAGCUGAAGUUCCACUACACGGUGCACACCUCGCUGGACGUGGUGGACGAGAAGGUCUCCGCGCUGGGGAAGGCGCUGGUGGACCAGCGGGAGCUCUACCUCGGCCUCCUUUACCCCACCGAAGACUACAAGGUCUAUGGUUACGUGACAAAUUCCAAAGUGAAGCUUGUGAUGGUGGUGGAUUCUUCCAACACAGCGCUCCGAGACAACGAGAUCCGCAGCAUGUUCAGGAAAUUGCAUAAUUCUUAUACAGAUGUCACGUGUAACCCCUUUUAUAAUCCUGGAGACCAAAUCCAGUCCAGCAGAAGGCUGGAUAGAAGUCCCUGAGACAGCCACAGGACCCUGCGCGCCUGCAUGGGAAAGCAAAUGCAGACAGCAGGGGGAGCAGGGGAGGUGAUGACCACCUUUCACAAACCCUGGGAUUCAUACAUUAUACUAGCCCUAAGUUGCUUAGUUCUGGCUUAGCAAAUUAACAUGAUGCCUGAA
Messenger RNA from Candoia aspera, 618 nucleotides. It is a transcript of the gene TRAPPC2L, whose product is annotated as trafficking protein particle complex subunit 2L. Gene Ontology annotation, biological process: endoplasmic reticulum to Golgi vesicle-mediated transport. The coding region runs from base 61 to 459 and encodes 132 amino acids. Gene Ontology annotation, cellular component: nucleus; TRAPP complex; cytoplasm. The transcript has 5 exons. NCBI's taxonomy places the organism in Eukaryota, Metazoa, Chordata, Lepidosauria, Squamata, Candoiidae. The record is from RefSeq and is a predicted model, not a curated record.